AGCGAGAGUAGAAGGGUGCGUGUUAGGUGGGACGCGUGCCAUUGAGAUGGCCUUGCGAUGAAUGCCCCCCCCCCCCUCCUCAGCGUGCCACUUUGUCUUUCUUGCUCUACCUCCAACUCUAGGGUUAGGGUUAUGGGUCUGGCUCAAGCCGAGCAGGAGCAGGGAUCUUCCACAUACAUUCUGCGGCCGUACGAGGCGUGUCAUUUGGAGGGAUGGGGUGUCAGUCACGUGACUCAAAGCGCACUCGAUUUGAAGUGCGUCACCUCUCCAUCUUGCACCCGCUCGCGCAAAGUGGAGCGACAGGAGAGUCAAUAAAGUGCUAUUCACACUGCAAAGUCGCAGAGACAAGUUCGCUUGCGCCCUCGACCUUAUUCGAACUCGGAGGAAUUACCAAAGGUGGCUAACGAUGCGUCAGGCUCGCCGGUGUGGAUGGGUUAAGCAUGAUUGACCAUUCGUCGAUAUCGCAUUUGAACAGCGCGACGCAUUACGUAUGGGAGGGGUUUAAGCAAAUCGUCCGCUUGCGCGCAGUCCCCUGCCUUUUGCCAGGUGCUUGCGAGACGACCGGGCAAGGGGCCCAAUAGAUUGGAGAGCGCAACACGGUCUAUUGGUGGCGUACAUCGCUUUAUCGCAGCAGCAGCAAUGCUUGACGGUACUUGUAGAAUGAGGCGCAC
Ceraceosorus bombacis is the source of this 671-nucleotide messenger RNA. The record is from the annotation of a GenBank genome assembly. NCBI's taxonomy places the organism in Eukaryota, Fungi, Basidiomycota, Exobasidiomycetes, Ceraceosorales, Ceraceosoraceae.